ACUUCCCUUUUUCAAGUCAGAAAAAAUUCAAUUGCGGAGCUACAGAUACAUGUACGAUGUGUUGCUUUCAUACAUGGUUAAUUGUACCUGUUCUUUUCAGUGUUUCCCUCUGCCAUACAGAAUUAUCCUGCAGGAAUGAGGAUGGGAAACCUGUUGAUUGGUGAGUGGGAUUGAGAAUCAUUUGUUUUAUUUUGUUCAGUAAUCCUUCACUGUUUUUGCUUCAGUAACGCAUGUAUCUACAUGAGAAUAUGAGACAUAGCAACGGAAAGAAGCAGUAUACACAACUUGAGUAUAUUCUAUCUUGGACCAGGUUUGCUUCACUGUAUCAUAAAAAAACAAACCCAUGAAGCCACCUUAUUAAAUCAAUUCAAUCUUUGUAUUGGCCAAACAUUUGAGAAAAUUGUUCAGAUUUGCAGCUGAGCAACCAGCUUUAGAAUGAUAUUAAUGUCCAAUGAAUAGAUUAUAUGUAUCAUGUAGGUAGAGAAGAAUAAUAUUUAUAAAGAGAGGGGGAUAAGGCCCAGUUUUUAUGUUGAAUGUGCUGACAGCUCAUGUGUUGCCUUUGUGCAGUGCCUGCUUUUUGGUGUGGACAAAUUAAUAAUCAUUUUAGGCGUUCAGGAAGUUUAGGCGAAACCAAGAAGAAGUCUGCUGUGUGCCCGCACCCCUGAUUGUAUGAGAACCCGUUUCGUGCCCGACCCCUGCCUGUCUGACAACCCGAAGGAAAGCUCAGCCCUGGACCUUAUGAGAACCCGUGUCCCUGUACCGACCCCUGGCAUCAGACAACGAUGAUUCUCUUGCAUUGCGGACUUGCUGACGCUGACACAAAACUCUACCUCUUCCCCCUACCAUACAGCAAUUAACUUGCGCUUCAACUUGAAUUGUGCUGGUGUGGACAUUGUAUUUAGGCACAUGACUACUCCUACCACCAAGGAGUUUGUCACAGUUCAUCAUGUACAAGUUACCCAAAUAUAAAAUUGAUGAUGUUGGAAAUGGACUUGAAUACAUGUACUUGGACUCCUCAGAGGAGGACUGGCAGCUGAGCAAGUUUCUGGUCAAUACCAGUCAGGGAGCCCUUGGCAGUACACUGAAACCGCUGUACACAGGAAGGUCCAACAGUUCAGCCUAUGUGUUAUACAAUGAUGCUCCUCCCUUGCUGAAUUAUUCAAUGGAACAUGGACAUACAAAAGGAGCUCUACACUUUGACCAGUCUCAAGGGUUCUGGCUCAUCCACAGUAUCCCCCACUUCCCACCGUUUCCAGAAAGGGGCUACUCCUGGCCUCCCUCUGGCAAAAAGUAUGGCCAAACUGUGUUUUGUGUCACCUAUAAAUACGUACAGUUCCAUGAAAUAGCCCAGCAGCUCUUAUACUAUAAUCCCAAUGUGUACAACUGCUCCUUGCCUGCGGUAUUCCAGAAAGAAAUGUCAAGUUUGGCCCUCCUUUGUAAUCGCUCCAAGCUGCCAUGGGUCUCGAGGAGACUGAGGAGUCUGAUUUCGGCAAAAGGAGAGCACUUCCUUAGUUUUGCAAAAUCAAAAUUCUACAUUGAUGACAUAUACACUGGAUGGGUGGCUCAGACCUUGAAAACUGAUCUGUUGGCAGAAACCUGGCAGCACAGCGAUCAUCCGUUGCCUUCCAACUGUUCUCUCCCCUAUCAUGUAAUGAACAUCAGGAUGAUCCAAUUGAAAAGGUCAAUUCAGUUCAAAUCAUCUUCUGAUCAUUCAAAGUGGUGCGUGUCAAGGAUCCGGAACGACCACUGGACAUGUCUGGGGGAUCUGAACCGGGCAUAUGCGCAAAUCUGGAGGAGUGGGGGUCUAGUUUGUUCCCAGAAUCCAAUCAUCUAUCAAGCUUUCCGCCAGGCUGUAGCCUGGUACAUGAGCUGCUGAGACAAACAGGAGCAUUAAAUCAUCCUUACUCUUCCAUAUUUGUACCAUUAAUUGUUCUUUUCUUUAGCCAAGCUAAGAAACUAUGGCACUUAAAUAUUUCAGCAGGCUAUCAGUAAAAAUAACAUUUGAUGUUGCCUCUGAAGUCAACCAUUUGGAGUUGGUAGCAAGACAGUUUGUUAGUAGCUUUCAAAGUGAUCCAUUACAAGCUAGUUAGCUAAAGGUUUUGGCUUCCUUGAUGUCUUUUAUAUCACAUAGCUUCCAAAAUCACUAAAGAUUUAUACCUGGUUAGCCCUGGUUAGCUUCAUCAGAGAGUAAUCAUCAAGUCAGUUAACCUGUGAAACAAUAUACACAGGUUAAGCGCUCCCUUUUGACCCUCAAUUUUUUUUAUUGCUAAUACUUUUCGUACCUAUAAUCUACCCAUAUUUAGCUAUUUAUGUUUUGAUUAUUCAUUUUUCUAUUUUGGAUUCAACAAAUUGUUUCAAUAAAUGUAGAUGAAAAUGUUUUUUGUUAUUUUUAAUACAUUUGACUAAACCACCAGUGUGUGAAUGGGUGAAUGAGAAGCAUCAAUUGUUCAGUGCUUUGGAUAAAGGCACUAUAUAAAUGCCAACCGCUUGCCAUUUAUUUUUCUGAGGAACAUGGAAAUACAGUGAAUUCCUAAAUAAAUGCAUGCAAAAUUAUACUUUUAAAA
Molecule: messenger RNA, 2564 nt
Organism: Conger conger (European conger)
Lineage: Eukaryota; Metazoa; Chordata; Actinopteri; Anguilliformes; Congridae
Gene: dnase2b
Product: deoxyribonuclease II beta
Exons: 6
Coding region: 947-1876 (309 amino acids)
Biological process (GO): apoptotic DNA fragmentation
Molecular function (GO): deoxyribonuclease II activity
Source: RefSeq, a predicted model, not a curated record